UAAAAUCGAAGUAACCAAAUUGCGUCGUAUUAUUCACUAUUGUGUUUUUCGCGCUGCACUUAUCAACCUCACUCACUGGCCACUGCUUCCAUUUUCCAUUUCCAUGGCUUCCCUCAAAAACCUUCUCUCACAACGCCCUUUCCACCAACUCACAAACCCCAAAACCCUAACUUCUCUCAACUCCAAUUUCUCACUCAGACCCAUCUCUACCGCACCCCAAACCCAACCCCCAAAUUCCCAAACCGAGCAAACCAAAAAACCCCUCAGCACUUUCUUCUCCGAAGUAAUGUCGGGAAAAACCACAACAAUAGAAGAAAACGGUGACGGCGACAUCGAAUUGAAGAAGAAACUGAAGCAGUUAACUGAAGAAGUUAGAAUCUUGAAGGAGAAAAAAACAAAAAAGGUUCCAAUUUUAACAAAAGAGGCUCCGAAGAAAAUUGAAAAAAAGAGCCUGUUUUCUGUGUUUACCAAUCAACCUCUUCCUGAGGGUGUAGUAAGUGUGAAAAAGGAGGUGGUAGAGAAGAAGCAGAAGCCGAGGGAACCUUUUGUUGUUAAGGAGCUUUCGAUUGAUAUGGUGGUGUUUUUGAAGUUUUUGUAUGAAAACGGGUAUUUUAAAGAUGCUAAAUUUGCUAAUGUUCAUGAAAGAUUUGAUCUUGGUUGGUUUGAGAAUCCUUAUGCUUUGGGAUAUGCCAAGUUUGCAGCACAGAAAUUUGCGAGUGAUAAUCAUGAAAUGGCCAAAUGGCUAUCAGGAAGUGCAUUAAAGCAAGUGGUAGUGUUUGGCUGCCCCUCCACUGGCAAGAGUUGUGUCUUCCCUGCAAAAAGACUGCGAAAAUUUUUCGAGGUUCCAGAAAAUACAGUUUGUGGUAAAUGCUUGCUGCGAGAAUCAUGCACAUUUGCGAAUCAAAAUGUGUGGAAGUGUGAUGCCAAUAAAUUGGAUUUGGAGUUAGUUAUGAAGGUUGUUGUGUCAUAUGCUUUACACUUGGUGCAUCCUCAGCUGAUAGUGUCUGAUGAAGUGAACAAGUCGGUAAAUCAUUUACUGAAUGAGUUUGUGAAACUGAGUAAAAUCACCUGAAACUGCUUCUGGUUAACAAGAGAAUGACUUGUAUUAUUUGAACUGUUUCUCGCACAUCGUUGGGAAAUUGAGACAAUCGUCAUAUGAGGUGAGUUUCCAGACCUAGAAUUGUUUUUUCUUUGCAAACAAAUUUUGAAGAUUCCUUUUAUUGCUACACAAGUCUAAGUUUUUCAAUGAUGCUGAUCAACUCGAAAAGAAUGAAUUUGUCUGGAAGAUCUCUACCUUAUGAAAUUCUGAUCUGAGUGACGAGGUUUUCUUUGGAUUAAUUGCUGUAAGAAAUGGACUCGGAUCAUCUUUACAUGCUGGGCGGUUUUCUGGCAGAUGAAGGCUGCUUAAAGGGGAUUUUAGUUCAAAUAAUGAUUCGUAGAAAACAUCAAUAUAAUCAUUCAGCUGCAGUGUGAAGUAUGAAUCUGACAAAAUCGUUCUGUUGCUGAGUAGUAUUUGUGAUGUUUCUCAUUAUUCAAUUAUUAUUAAUAAAUUGGUUCAUUUACAAUAGAACGUUUUUUUCUUUCUUUCUGAAUUUGUGUAAUUCACCGAGACAGCAAGAUAUGUAAACAAGAAGAUCUUGAGAAACACGAUGAUGAGAAAUAUUCAAAUCUUAUCAAAAAGCUAGGGUAUAUGCUCAUAAAAAUGCACCAGUGCUGCUUAUUUAUGCCACUGCCAUGGUGGGCAUCCCUUCGAAAAACCACCUAAGGUAGUUGUAGAAAAAUCUGUCAUGUCAUUCUGCCAAGGAUAGAGGAGAAUUAACAGGAUUCCUGUGAGGGAGCUAAACCACCCCAAUCUGUAUGUGUGUGUCGCUUAAACUUAAAGUUUUUGAAUUUGGGAUUAGGGUUGCAUGCAUUCAUUGAUAUAUGAAUUGCCCAAUCAAGAUAGUACCAUAUUUCAAAUAUAUAUGUCUCAAUUCGAUUUUUCUAAGUCAAGAUAUAUCUCAUUUAAUCUUAGUUUGACAUUAAUCUUAGUUUGACAUUCCCAAGCCUAAAUUAAUGGGUUGGAUUGUCUAUAGGAGAUGUUCACACAAUUUCACAUCAACUAGUUUACCUCGCACCCAACAACAUUUUAUCCAAAUGUCUAUGUUUGGAUGAAAUGAAGCGGAACUUGCAUUUGAUUUUAUUCCAUCACUUUUUUAUACCGUUCAAUUUGGGCGCACUUUCAUAACUUUUUAUACCCUUCAAUUGAGUGGAAUGAGAAAAUUGUUAUAUUUCAUCACGAAAUACUCAAACAAUUGUAUGACAUAUUUAUUUCAUUCCUUUCAUUAAGAGCCUACAACACUCAGAUAUGUCACGAGGAAAGC
Molecule: messenger RNA, 2363 nt
Organism: Vicia villosa (hairy vetch)
Lineage: Eukaryota; Viridiplantae; Streptophyta; Magnoliopsida; Fabales; Fabaceae
Exons: 3
Coding region: 104-1072 (322 amino acids)
Cellular component (GO): cytoplasm
Molecular function (GO): mRNA binding
Source: RefSeq, a predicted model, not a curated record